Brettanomyces nanus is the source of this 1086-nucleotide messenger RNA. RefSeq lists its product as uncharacterized. Gene Ontology annotation, cellular component: membrane raft; cell cortex; plasma membrane. Gene Ontology annotation, biological process: cortical actin cytoskeleton organization; endocytosis; fungal-type cell wall organization. The transcript has a single exon. The coding region runs from base 1 to 1086 and encodes 361 amino acids. Lineage: Eukaryota; Fungi; Ascomycota; Pichiomycetes; Pichiales; Pichiaceae. The record is from RefSeq and is a predicted model, not a curated record.
AUGAAACCUGUUAGUCUUGCGGUUAAAAUAGUGUCACUAUUAUUCCUACUAGGAUCCUUGCUAUGUCUUAUUCUAACUCUCAUCAUCGGUUCUUCCAAUAGCUCUGCUUUAGGAAAGUUCUAUUGGCUUGAAACCGAUUGCUCACAAUAUUCAGGUUCUCCUAUUCAAGGUCGUUGUCGGUGGACCUCUUACGGUCUUUGUGGGGUUGGCUCUGAUGGUAAGAAUACGGGCUGCACUAAAAGCAAAGCAGCCUAUCCUUUCUCUCCUAAGAAUAACUUCAAGACUACCAAAGAUGUUCCUUCAGCUUUCAUCAACAACAGAAAUAAGUACUUCUAUAUGAGCCGUAUUGGUUGGGCAUUUUCCCUUAUCGGUCUCUUCUUUUUGGUGUGCUCUAUUAUCCCGUUCAUCAUCUACAUAAUCCUUCAUAAAGGCUUGAAAUGGGUCUUCAUAGGAUUUUAUUCUGCUGCCUUCAUUUUUACUGCCGUCAGUAUGGCUCUUUCCACUGCUGUUUAUGCCAGUGGUAAGUCAGUCUUUCACCAUGACGGAAAUAGCGCAAAAAUUGGACCUCGUGCUCUAACUACUGCAUGGAUCUCCGUUGGUUGCUUCAUUGUGAACUUUUUCUUGAUUUCUUACUUGGCUGCCCAAAGAGAUAAUUCUUAUAGGACUCCUGAUGCCUACGAUGAAUAUGGCAAUGAAAGGAAGGGCUUCUUCCAUCGUCUGGUUCACCCCAAAGAGGAAUAUCCUGCGGUAGCUCCUGCAGAUGAACCUAUUAUGGGUGACAGACUUUCGUAUCUCAGUCAACAGGCUGAGCAAAAUAACGGGGCCCGUUUUAUGGACUCUGUGAAUGUCGAUAAUGAUGCUGUAGCUGCCCAACCAUCCGUUGAAGAAAAGCAGAAAGUGUCCAGGUUUAAGAGACUGUUCACGACUCCGGUUAAGGCUCCAAAGAGUGGUAAUGAACUAUCAGCAAAUGCUUCUCCUCCUCCGCAAUAUGCUAGUCCUUCAGCUGAUGGCCAGUACGAACAGCAAGUACAAAAUGUUAUGAAGAGACUUGAGCAGGAGAAAGCAGAAGCCGUUGCCAAUACAUGA